Messenger RNA from Tribolium madens (black flour beetle), 2610 nucleotides. RefSeq names its product golgin subfamily A member 1. The coding region runs from base 352 to 2292 and encodes 646 amino acids. The record is from RefSeq and is a predicted model, not a curated record. The transcript has 6 exons. Gene Ontology annotation, cellular component: Golgi apparatus. NCBI's taxonomy places the organism in Eukaryota, Metazoa, Arthropoda, Insecta, Coleoptera, Tenebrionidae.
GGUUAAUCUGUGACUAAAGACAAAAGCACCAUAUUUUGAUAUAAUUUUAGAUGCGACGGUUUUAUGUUCUUAUUUUUUGUUUAAUAAAUUUUUGUUAAGUUGACUAAUUGCAGUACGUGAUUGUGUCAUUUUGCGGUGCAAACGUCAGCGUGUUGUUGUCACACCUGUCUGUCACCUGUCGUUGAACUGAACAUUGCCACUAAUAAAAAUUAUUAAUAUUAUCAAUACAUACGUGUAAAUGGGAAUAUGCGACCGUUUUGCCAAUACUUGUGUUCACAUUUUUGAAAAUUCUACCACAUUUUACAAAACCAGUGCUCAAUAAUGUCCAUAAAAUAAAUUGAGGGAAGAAACAUGUUUGCCUCUUUGAAAAAUAAAAUUCGUGAAGAAACUGGCAGCGACCUGUCCAAGUUAACAGCAAAAAUAACUUCCUCUACAGUCCAGAGGAUAGAUUCGUUAAGGGGGCGUUCUCACCAUGGAUCCUCAUCAAGCAUUAAUUCUCUUGUAUCAUCAGAUGGUGUCAAAGAGGAUGGCAGUAUUGAUUCUGAGGAAUUAAGAAAACGAAUAAUGAAAAUUGAGGUGGAAUUUACACGGAAAUUAGAUCAGAAGGAACUAGAAUGGAGAGAAAUCGUGUCAGAAAAAGACAAGCAGUUACAAAGUCUGGAGAAGGAGAAAAAUGAGGCUCAAAAACAAAUCCAGAUGCUUAAAGAAACGCUAAAAAAUGCCGAAGAGUUUAAACAGAAACUAGUGGAACAUCAGGAGGACAAGGAACAAAUAGAAAACUUCCAAACUCAGGAAUUAAGCAAAAUUAAACAUUUAGUCUUAUUGAGAGAACAGGAGUUGGCUGAAAAGACCGCAGCUUUGAAGGAGGCUAACGCCCAAUUGGAGAAAUUGCGAAGUGAGGUGUCCAGACUUUGCAGACAGGAGGAGCAAUUGAGUGAUUUGCAGGACGAUUUGGAGUCAUUGAGACAUUCCAGUUCGCGAGAUUUGGCCGCUUUGGCCACCCAAUUGGCCAAAAGCGAGGAAGAGAGGCGGCAUUUGUCCGAUCUUGUUGUUGUUUUGAGACAGAGAGUGGCCAAUGAAACGUCAGACGAUGAGCAUAUCGCCUCUGAGAGACGUCUUUUGGAACAGAGACUCGAAGAGGCCCAUUUGCACUUGGCAGACAUUAAAACGUCAUGGAGUGAUAAAAUUGCCUCUUUAGAGACUCAGGUGGGACGUUUGAGUAGACAAGCCGCUGAAGAAGGGAGUGAAAGACGAAGAGCAGUGCAAGAAAAGGAAACACUAGCCGAGAAAGUCAGACAAAUGGAAGCGGAAUUAGAGUGUAAUAAAUUAGAAAUUAAUAAUAAAGAAACGAAAAUCAAACGAUUAACUAUGGAUGUUGAAGAGUUGUCCAAGGAGCUUAACGCUCUGCGAUCUGAAUCCGAGGAGGAAGUUGCUUUCCUCAGGACACAACUUCAAAAUGCCCUUACAGAAGUGAAAGUGGUCCGGAAGAAUUUAGAAAACACCGAAUGUGAGUUAGACAGAACCGGGGAAGAAUGUAGUAAAUUAAAAAUAUCAGUGGAUUCGGAACACGAGGCUAACGGUUCACUCAGGCAAAUAAUAACGAAAUUGGAGAAGGAACUUAGUGAAGAAAAAACGAAUUCAUUAAAUGUACAAAAAACAUUGUCAAGAGUGACUGCAGAGAAAAAUACGGCGCUGUUACGCAAUGCUGAAGUUUCUCAACAAAUGGAAAUAAUCAAGCAGGAAAAAAGACGACAAGAGAAUGAAAUGAACGAAUUGCUUAGCAAACUGAGUCAAUUAGAAGAAGAGAGUAAGAAACAUAAAGAAAGUAAAGCAAUGGAAUAUGAGUUGAGGAAUAACAUAGCGGAGUUGGAAGAUCAAAUAUCGGAAAAAAAUAAGAAUAUUAAAACUCUUCAGCUUCGAUUGGCUGACAUGAAAAAAACCCUGCAGCAAGAAUUACGAACGCCAGGUAAUCCCAAUUAUCAUAGUGACUUAUUGGAUAAUUCAGCAGCUAUUCUCACUCCCAGUCAAGUUUCGACAAAAACUUUUCCUAGUGUGGUGCGAAGAGACGAGGACGAUGUUAAUUUCAAAUAUUUAAAACAUGUAGUUAUUAAAUUUUUAACGAGUCGAGAAUACGAAGCUCAACACUUAACCAAAGCAAUAGCUACCUUACUUAAAUUUACAGCCGAAGAGGAAAAAUUAGUUAACGAUACUUUAGAAUGGAAGAGAUCGUGGUUCGGCUCUAAACCGAAACUGGGAAGCGGCCCCAAAACCAGAGCUUUGCCUCAUAGCUGAUGGUUGCUUUAAUUUUAUUUUGUGAUAGAGCAAUCGACCAUUCCGCUUGGGGCAUGCAUUUCUUCCAUUUCAACACUUGCACGUGUCUGUUCCGUUUUUUAUUAUAGUGAUUUUAUUUAAAGGUUUUAUUUAUUCUAUUUUUAUAAAGCAAAUACCCAGAUAGGAUAGUUGUACAAAAUUGUAAAUAUCUAACAACUUUAUUUGUCAAUUUUUAAAUCGUGGAUGCUUUAUAUUGUGUAUUUAUUAUUUUCGAAAGUUUAAAUAAAAUUACAAAAAGAUUGUUAUUUUAAAGACUGAUUAAACUAGGAGUUUGAUUGA